Calliphora vicina (urban bluebottle blowfly) is the source of this 2910-nucleotide messenger RNA. RefSeq names its product RNA-binding protein 4F (gene Rnp4F). The record is from RefSeq and is a predicted model, not a curated record. Gene Ontology annotation, molecular function: RNA binding; protein binding. Gene Ontology annotation, biological process: RNA processing. Lineage: Eukaryota; Metazoa; Arthropoda; Insecta; Diptera; Calliphoridae.
UAGGCAAAAGCAUUUUUUAUUGUAGUAUUUCUUUCGUUUACAUUUAUUUGUAAUGUAUUAAUAAAUCACUCAAUUCCAAUCAUUUUAAUCUGCAAAACGCUAAAAGAAUAUUAAAAUAAAUACUUAAUUAAACACAUACUAUAAAGAUGUCUACAAACAAUAAGAAUUCUUAUGAAGAUAUAGACGAGGCAGAGGAAGAAGCUCUACUAAAGUCGGAUGACGAAGGUGAAGGUGGCAAAACAAAUAUUUCCUUAAAUUUAUUACGACCUCCCUCAGUUUCCUUGGCCAGCGAUUUAAUUGAUGAUAAUUCUUUGCUAAAUGAUCAUCUACUGAAGGAUGCCAUAGAUGAGGACGUAAGUAAGGAAAAUAAAUUAGAUGAUGCAGAUUUAUUGGAGGAUGAUCAGAUGUUGGAUUUGGAAUAUGCUAAACAAGCUGAAGUUAUUGAUGAUAGUGAGGAUGACGACGAUGAGGAUGAUGAAGAUGAAGAACUUAAAACUCUUAAGGAAUUUGAAACAAUUUUAAAAGAAUUGGAAGUUAAUCAAUACGCUUAUGAUAAAUAUGUGCGUUUAUGUGAACUAUCACACUCUACUGGUGAUUUGGACAAUAUACGCAAGGCUUACAAUAGCUUUUCUUCGGUUUAUCCCUUGACCGCUGAACUUUGGCAAAAAUAUAUUGAUGUAGAAUUGGUGGUGGCUCAAUCACCCAAGGAAAUUGAUCAAGUUAAGGAAUUAUUUCGCAAAGCCUUGCAGGAUUAUUAUUCCUGUGACUUAGCACUUAAAUUCGCCGAAUUUGCAGGGCGCAGUCAAGACUCUAAAGCAAUAUGGCAAGAGAUUUUGGGUACUUAUGGCCUAAAUUGCCUAAGAGGCAGAGAGUUCUUUAAACUCUAUCGCCAACAAGUUGCACAAGAUUUAUCAAUUCCAGAGCACUUAAAAAAUUACAUACAAAGUUUUCUACAAGAGCUACGAUUUCCUCUCAAUGAAAUGGAUGAGUCCUAUAUAGAAUUUAAAGUUUACUAUGAACGCAAUAAGGAGAGUUUGACAGAGCACACACUCGACUGGUCAGUAAUCGAUCAACGUUACUUUAAAGCCAAAGAUCAUCUAAAAAAGAUACUUAUAUAUGAGGAAAAACUAAAGGGUUUGGAAGUGCAAGCUUAUCGCGAAAGAGCUGAAGUUUAUUUUGAAUAUAUUAAAGACACCGAUAAGUUUUUAGAUGAAAAUGUUUUGCAAACCAUAUACGAGCGUAUGGUGGCCGAUUGUUGUUUGAAUGCCGAGUGUUGGACAAAAUAUAUAGAUUUUAUAGACUAUAGAGAUGCCUUUGGACGUCCGGAAGAUUUGCAGAAUUUACCCAUGUUUGAACAAACUCCCGAUGAUGUGUGCAAAAGAGCUUUGCGUAAUUGUACUUGGUCACCGGAAUUGUAUAUAAAACGUAUGUUGGUUUUGGAAAAGAUGGAUAAAUCCAUGGCUGAAGUACAAGAGGUGUUAGAGACAGCUUUAGCGGCUGGUUUUCAAACACCUGAACCGGCUGUGUCCAUUUGGCUGGAAUAUUUGACCUAUUUGAGACGCAACACAGAUUGGAUGAAUCCAGAUGAGUGUGAGGUGUUGAGAAAGAAUUUCAAUUUAGGUUGGACCAUAUUGGGACAACAAUGGGGUGUAUUGGCUGAUUGUAAUUGUGAGAUAUUGCAAUUCUGGGGACGUUUGGAAUAUGGACCUUUGCAGGAUCCAAAAAGAGGCAAAGAAUUAUGGACUACUGUAAUGGAGAGUUCUGACAACUUUACAAAAUCUGGUUUGUGGAUAGAAUUUGCUUUAUUGGAAAUGAGACGGGAUUUGGAAGCUACACGAAGUAGGUUUAUUGUCAAGGAAUCCACCUUUAAGGAACACGAAAAUCAAGAAAUUGAUCUUACCAAAGAUCAUUUACGUAUAUUUUUAUCAAACCUAGAUUAUAAUUUAACGGAGGAUGUUAUAGUAGAGAAUUUGCCGGAAAUAAAAAUUUUAAAAUUGGAAUUAAUACGUUCGGUGAAUGGCAAAAGUCGUGGUUUCGGUUAUGCCGAAUUAGAAACAGAGACUGAUGUGGAAAAGGCGUUAACUUUGGACCGUAAGAGCAUUAAUGGCCGUCCCUUGUUUAUUUCAAGUGUUUUGCGUGAUAAAGAACAACGUCAGAAGUUUAAAUACAAUGCGGAACAAGAGUUGCACAAGUUGUUUAUAAAAAGUCUGCCCCCUGAUUGUACCCAAGCGGAAUUGGAGGAAAUGUUUGGUGCCUAUGGCAAAUUGAAAGAUGUACGACUGGUGUAUCACAAAUCUGGUAAAUUUAAACAAAUCGCUUAUGUGGAAUACGAACAAGAUUCUUCGGCAAGUAAAGCUGUUUUAGUCACUGAUAAUAUGAACUUAAGAGGUCAUAAUAUAUCAGUGGCAAUUUCUGCUCCACCUCCUAAACCAUGUACCGCAGCUCCGGAAAAACCCAUAAAAAUGCUAGGAAUGGCAACUAAACGUAAACUAAAUGAACAAAAGCCCAGAAUGUCCUUAAUACCAAAUGUGGUAAGAAAAAAUCUAAACACCAAACCAGUAACAGCAGCUAAGACGGCAGCAACGCCUACCAAUAAUGCCGCGGCACCUCCGAAAAGUAAUGAAGAUUUUCGUAAACUUUUGACAAAAUAGUUUUAAUAAAAAUUUAUGUGAAAGAAAUAAUAAAAGUAUUUUUGUAAAACAAAAAUAAAUUUAAAAAACAACUCAAUUAAAAAACACACAAUCCAAUACACACCACACACACACAAAAUAAACAAGAAAAAACAACUGCAAUAAAGAAAAAAAAUUAAACUAUUUUAUGAACCCAAAAUGAAAUGUAAAAAUAUAAUUUAUAUAAAAGAAAUAAAACAGAAAUAAAAAAUAAUCCAAAUAAACAAGUCAGAAACUAAAA